UUCAUCGGUCUGCUGUCGCAGAGGCAACGUCAACCGGCUUAUUAAGUCCUACGCUUGCGGAAGUGUUACGUUUUACAUUCAGUUUUUUAAUUUGCAGAGUGCCACGUGCUACAUUCAACAAGUUAACACUAACUCUAAUAUAGCAAAAAGAUAAAAAUAUAACAAUACAAGUGUCAAUUAGUGUUCAAGUUUUUUUCAUUCAUCUAAAGUACUUACAAAGAAAUAUUCGCAAAUAUGUGCGACUAUGAUGAUGAACUUUAUCAUGAACGACUGCCGAAUGUCUGUGGCGCCAUGGGCACCAAGGCCCGAAAAUGUUGCAGCACUGAUACCGUCAAGCGAUUGUUGCCCAUUUGCAAAUGGUUACCCAAGUACCAGGCCAGGUAUCUAAUUGGCGAUAUGGUGGCGGGCUUAACUGUCGGUCUCACAGCUGUGGCACAGGGUAUCGCCUAUGGUGCCGUUGCCGGUCUGCCGCCAGUUUAUGGUCUCUACUCAUCGUUCAUGGGUAGCUUUAUGUACAUAUUAUUUGGCACCUGCAAGGAUAUCACAGUGGGACCCACAGCUAUUAUUUCAAUGAUGGUGAAUCCACAUAUCGACGGAAAUCCGGACCUUGCAGUACUCCUGUGCUUUUUAUCUGGUUGCCUUAUAUUGCUGCUGGGAUUAAUGAAUCUGGGCGUGCUGAUGCGCUUCAUUUCGAUGCCGGUGACGACAGGUUUCACAUUGGCAGCUGCUAUGACUGUGGGCAGUGGUCAGAUUAACAAUCUUUUUGGCAUCGCGAGCAACUCGAAUGAAUUUCUCAAGUCCUGGAUAAACUUUUUUGGUCACAUUGAAGAGACACGUCGUAAUGAUGCAAUUCUCGGUUGUUGCACUCUCAUUCUGCUGCUGUUAAUGCGGAAACUAAAGGAUCUCAACUGUGGCUUCCGCCAACUGAACAGAUAUCUGUCACUGUGCCGUAAUGUCUUGGCCGUAUUCUUGGGCAUAUUAUUGUGCUAUCUACUUAGCCGCGACUCCGAAGAAAUGCCCUUCCGGGUCAGUGGUGAAAUCACAGCUGGUCUACCGCCCUUUCGUCCACCGCCUUUCCACACUGAGAAUGAGGAUGGAGAGUCUGUGGACUUUAGCGGCAUGGUCACGAAAUUGGGAGGAUCUAUCGCGUCUAUAGCUUUUCUCAGCAUAUUGGAGAGCGUAGCCAUUGGAAAAGCAUUCUCCAAGGGACAGAUUGUGGAUGCCUCACAGGAGAUGGUGGCACUCGGAUUUUGCAAUGUGUUUAGCAGCUUUUUCUCGUCAAUGCCAAUUACCGGAUCCUUUGGACGAUCGGCCGUUAACAAUGCCAGCGGAGUUCAGACGCCACUUGGCGGUGCCAUCACCGGCAUCCUGAUCCUGAUGACCCUAGCCUUCCUUACUCCUACGUUCGCUUACAUACCCAAGGCGACACUGGCUGCGAUCAUCAUAUCAGCUAUGUUAUUCAUGGUGGAGUAUGACAAGAUAGCCGAAAUCUGGCGUGCCAAGAAACGCGACAUGCUGCCAUUUCUGGCCACGGUGCUGAGUUGUCUUUUCUGGUCAUUGGAGUAUGGAAUGCUAGUGGGUGUCGUGGCCAAUGCGCUCUUUAUACUGAAAAAGAGCAUGACGCCACAGUUCCAGCUCGAAACACAAAAGCACAAUGGCAUCGAGCUGUGUCUUGCCGAGCUGAAGGGCAGUGUGGAUUACACAGGAGCCGAAUAUUUGAAAACAACAAUUGUUACUCACGUGACGGAGCACAUGAGUAGCAUUACUCUGGUGGUCAUUAAAGGCGCCGAGAUUAAUUCAAUUGAUGCGACAGUGGCAGAUACCAUUGUUUCAUUACGAGAAGAUCUUAAACUUCUGCAUUGCGAUCUCAUUUGCUGGAACUGGAAUGUGGCAGCAGCAGGCGUUGUAUGCCGCAUGCAAAAGAAGGCGCGCAGCAUGUUCAAGUUUACAAAAAGCUUUACGGAAUUAAUCGAAACGAUAGCACCACAUGUCGGCAAUGGAAGGGAGAUCGGGUGUGGGAGCGGGAUCGGGAGUGCGAGCGGAAGCGGAAGCAGACGCGUUUCUCAUACUGCAUGCGACUUAAGUCAGCAAUAAAGUAUUGCUUAAAGAAGUGUGCUUUGGGCGAGAGUGCUCGAAUUGAAGAAACCCUGUACGACUUCUUGACUACCAUUUAUUUAUCCUUUGUACAAAUGUAUAAACUCUUUUAAAUGUAAUUUAUAAUUACAAAUACAUUCAAAAAUGUAUAUUUUAGUAAAGUAAUUGUUUUAACAAAAAAAAAAUCACUUUUCUU
Molecule: messenger RNA, 2290 nt
Organism: Drosophila innubila
Lineage: Eukaryota; Metazoa; Arthropoda; Insecta; Diptera; Drosophilidae
Product: sodium-independent sulfate anion transporter
Exons: 8
Coding region: 235-2094 (619 amino acids)
Biological process (GO): transmembrane transport
Cellular component (GO): membrane
Molecular function (GO): sulfate transmembrane transporter activity
Source: RefSeq, a predicted model, not a curated record